AUGGUGCAAAUUGAAGAUCCUGAUGUACGUCUUCUUCGUGAAAUGGGUUACACGCAGGAACUCUAUCGUGGCUUUUCUCCAUUUAUGUCAUUUGCUUUCUGUUUCACUGCUGUCAAUGUCCUCACAUCAAUUUCAAUCGGUUUUACAUAUUCACUCAACACUGGUGGAUCAGGUGUGACAAUAUGGGCAUGGAUUAUUGGAGCUAUAUUUACUAUCCUCAUCGGACUUUCUUUAGCUGAAAUAUGUUCUGUAUACCCUAGCGCUGGAUCUGUAUAUCAUUGGGCAGGUCAGUUGGUCUCCGCUAAGCAUGCACCAUUGGCUUCGUUUAUUUGUGGUUGGUUCAAUUUCAUAGGGAACUUUGCAGGAGAUGUUGCGUUUGCAUCUGGCUUUGCUACGAUUAUUAAUGCAGCUAUUAUUCUCGAAGGCAAAGAUUCAUUAAGCACGGGUGCCCAAGUGGGCAUUGCUAUAGGCAUCACUUUUAUAUGGGCUGUUCAAAACGCGUUGCGUAUUGAUCAACAAGGCUGGCUCAAUAAUUUUGCUGUUAUAUUUCAGCUUGGAUCGGCAGUUACUAUUGUUACAGUACUUCUUGCUAUGGCUCCUGAACGAGCUACGGCUCAUAACGUUUUUACAUCGACAUACAAUGGUACUGGAUUUCCAUUUCCAUAUGUAUGCUUCAUUGGUAUCCUUUCAACGCUUUUUUCAUUCUCCGGCUAUGAAGCUGGUGCUCAUUUGGCAGAAGAAACAAGAGAUGCAAGCCGCGCAGCUCCAAAAGGAAUCGUAGGCACUUGCAUAUGCAGUGCUAUCACUGGUUUUGCUUAUUUGCUUGCUCUACUCUUUGCCAUUCCGGAUGUGAGCUCGUUUGUGGAUAACAAUAGUGGAGAUAACUCAACGCAAAACCUUGCUGUUGCUACCUAUCAGCUUGCUGUACCCCAAAAAGGCGCACUUGCAUUGACCAUUCUACUCAUUCUUAAUUUGUAUUUUGCGGGUAUGUCGUCAUUGACAGUGACCAGUCGAAUUGGCUUUGCUAUGGCUCGUGAUGGUGUAUUUCCACUAUCGGUGUAUCUACGUUGGAUAUUCAAGCGAACAAAAACUCCAUUGGGCAAUGUGAUAUUUGUUUUUGUCAUUGACUGUCUUCUUCUCCUUCUUCAAUUAGCAUCAACGACUGCUUUCACUGCUAUUCUUUCCAUAGCUACACUUGGUUAUCAAAUAUCCUAUUUUAUGCCUAUUUUCUUCCGAUGUACAGCAGCAAGACACACUUUCCCAAUCGGUGAAUUCAAUUUAGGUCGAUUCAGUCUACCCAUCGCUAUUAUCUCCGCCGCUUGGCUUUUUAUUACAUCUAUCAUCAUGUUCUUUCCUGCUGAAUAUCCGGUUACCAAAGAUAAUAUGAACUAUGCUGUAGUAAUCGUCGGUGGCGUAGCAUUCCUUGCAGGUGCCUAUUGGAUUAUCUCUGCUCGUCAUUGGUUUGUAGGGCCAAAGAGAACUACUAUAAAUCAUAAUAAAUUAUCAUCGGACCAGACCAUCAAUGAUGACACUAGGGACAGAACACCAUCACUCAGUGUCAUACAUAUUCGAUUGUGA
This is a messenger RNA of Rotaria sp. Silwood1, 1578 nucleotides long. Lineage: Eukaryota; Metazoa; Rotifera; Eurotatoria; Philodinida; Philodinidae. The record is from the annotation of a GenBank genome assembly.